Pseudoliparis swirei is the source of this 1807-nucleotide messenger RNA. RefSeq names its product chaperonin containing TCP1, subunit 3 (gamma) (gene cct3). Gene Ontology annotation, cellular component: chaperonin-containing T-complex. Bases 66 to 1688 code for a protein of 540 amino acids. Gene Ontology annotation, molecular function: ATP binding; ATP-dependent protein folding chaperone; ATP hydrolysis activity. Lineage: Eukaryota; Metazoa; Chordata; Actinopteri; Perciformes; Liparidae. The transcript has 14 exons. The record is from RefSeq and is a predicted model, not a curated record. Gene Ontology annotation, biological process: protein folding.
UGAGCCGUUACUCUUCUCGAGCCUCCAGAACCUUCCAGGCUGAAACGUUGCUGCUCGCUGUGAAGAUGAUGGGCCAGCAGGUUUUCGUGUUGAACCAGAACAUCAAGAGGGAGUCUGGGCGUAAAGUUCAGGCCGGAAACAUCAACGCUGCCAAGACCAUCGCUGAUGUGAUCAGGACCUGCCUCGGCCCUCGGGCCAUGAUGAAGAUGUUGCUCGACCCCAUGGGAGGAAUCGUGAUGACCAACGACGGGAACGCCAUCCUGAGAGAGAUCCAGGUCCAGCAUCCUGCAGCCAAAUCCAUGAUUGAAAUCAGCCGCACACAAGAUGAGGAGGUGGGCGACGGGACCACGUCCGUCAUCAUCCUGGCCGGGGAGAUGCUGUCUGUAGCGGAGCAGUUCCUGGAGCAGCAGAUCCACCCCACGGUGGUGAUCGGCGCCUACAGACGGGCUCUGGAGGACAUGCUGGAGAUCCUGAAGGACCUCAGCUCCCCCGUGGACACGGCGGACCGCUCCGUGAUGCUGAAGAUCCUGCACUCGGCCAUCAACACCAAGGCGCUGAGCCGCUGGUCUGAGCUGGCGUGCGGCAUCGCGCUGGACGCCGUGCGCACCGUGGAGCUGGAGGAAAACGGGCGCAAGGAGAUCGACAUCAAGAAGUACGCCAAAGUGGAGAAGGUGCCGGGCGGCAUCAUCGAGGACUCGUGCGUGCUGAAGGGCGUCAUGGUGAACAAGGACGUGACCCACCCCCGCAUGAGGCGCUCCAUCAAGGAGCCGCGCAUCAUCCUGCUGGACUGCUCCCUGGAGUACAAGAAGGGCGAGAGCCAGACCGACAUCGAGAUCAGUAAGGAGGAGGACUUCGCCCGCAUCCUGCAGAUGGAGGAGGAGUACAUCCAGCACAUCUGUGAGGACGUGAUCCGCCUGAAGCCAGACCUGGUGUUCACGGAGAAGGGGGUCUCAGAUCUGGCUCAGCAUUACUUGAUGAAGGCCAACAUCACCGCCAUCCGCCGGGUGAGGAAGACCGACAACAACCGCAUCGCCAGGGCGUGCGGGGCUCGUAUAGCCAGCCGUACCGAUGAGCUGCGUGAGGAAGACGUUGGUACGGGUGCUGGUCUGUUCGAGGUGAAGAAGAUCGGAGACGAGUACUUUACCUUCGUCACAGAGUGCAAGGACCCCAAGGCCUGCACCAUCCUGCUGAGGGGGGCGAGCAAGGAGAUCCUGGCUGAGGUGGAGAGGAACCUGCAGGACGCCAUGCAGGUGUGCCGCAACGUGCUGCUGGACCCCUUCCUGCUGCCGGGGGGCGGAGCCACGGAGAUGGCGGUGUCCAAGCGCCUGAUGGAGCGCUCCCGCGCGCUGACGGGCAUCGAGCAGUGGCCGUACCGCGCCGUGGCCCAGGCCCUGGAGGUCAUCCCCAGGACCCUGAUCCAGAACUGUGGGGCCUCCACCAUCCGGGUGCUCACCUCACUCAGGGCCAAGCACACCCAGGACGACAGUGUGAACUGGGGCGUGGACGGGGAGUCCGGCCUCCUGAGGGACAUGAUGGCUCUGGGCAUCUGGGAGCCGCUGGCUGUGAAGGCCCAGACCUACAAGACGGCUGUGGAGACGGCCAUCUUGUUGCUGCGCAUCGAUGACAUCGUCUCUGGUCACAAGAAGAAAGACAAAGACGGUCAGAUGGGAGGACAGGGAGCCGAGUAGAUCCACAUGGAUCCAGAUCCACGUGGAUCCAGAGCCACAUCGGAGCCACCCAACUGCCUGUGUGUCUCUCUUUGUGUGUGGAGCUCAACUCAAUGAAACUUAAUAAACAGUUAAACUAG